AUGGCCACUCCAGUGACCAAGGCGAAUUACGCCCACGCCGAGACGGCAGUCAUCCUCAGCGACUACGUCAAGAAGAUCGCCAAGGGUACCGGCAGUGGUGGUGUCGGUGUCAUGCUCCAUCAACGCGCCGGCCAUGACCCUGACGAUCGAACAAUACUGCGCCCGAACUUUGACACCAUGUAUUCGUUCGCGGUGCUCGAUCUCACCUGCGCGGCAACCGUCGUGCUGCCGCAGACCGAGCGGUACCAGAUCUUGGAGGUGAUUGACGAGGAGCACUGGAUCCCGCUCAUCGCCGCCGAGCCCGGCCGGUACGAGCUCACCAAGGAGUCUGUGGGCAGCCGGUUCGCCUUUGCGUUUGUGCGCACGCGGGUGAACAUGCAGGACCCCGCGGACCUGCGGCUGGCGGCCGAGGUGCAGGACGGGAUCGCCGUCGAGCAGGCCGAGCCGGGCAGCUACCAGCAGCCUCUCACCUACGACAUGGACGAGAUCCUUGCCCUGCGCAAGGCGUACAACGAGCGGAAAGGGAAGGAGGGCGUCACGUCGGAGAUGAUAUUUGGCGCGCGCGACUGCAAGAAGGGCGAGCUCUCGGAGGAGAUGCGCAACUUUGGCGUCGCGGUCGGCUGGGGCGGGCUGCCGAAGGAGGGGGCCGUCUACCCCUUCCCCGACGCCGUCGACUCGACCGACCCGCACACGCUCACGCUCAGGGACGUGCCCAAUCACCCGCGCGCCUUCUGGUCCGUCACCGUCUACGACGAGGACGGCUUCGCCCGCGGGGGCCACUACAACGUCAACUCGGCCUUUGCGAAGCCGGACGCGGACGGCGCCUUCGUGAUCCACUUCGGCGGCGACCAAUCGCAGCCCAACUUUUUGGAGAUCUACCCCGGCUGGAACGUGGCGCUGCGCAUCUACUCCCCGGUGGGCGCCUACUUCGAUGGCAGCUGGACCUCGCCGCAGCUCAGGCGCUGUUAA
Emiliania huxleyi CCMP1516 is the source of this 969-nucleotide messenger RNA. RefSeq lists its product as hypothetical. The record is from RefSeq and is a predicted model, not a curated record. The transcript has 3 exons. Lineage: Eukaryota; Haptophyta; Isochrysidales; Noelaerhabdaceae. Bases 1 to 969 code for a protein of 322 amino acids.